Messenger RNA from Stegostoma tigrinum, 5105 nucleotides. It is a transcript of the gene tpcn1, whose product is annotated as two pore segment channel 1. The record is from RefSeq and is a predicted model, not a curated record. The transcript is spliced from 27 exons. Gene Ontology annotation, biological process: transmembrane transport; monoatomic ion transport. Gene Ontology annotation, molecular function: voltage-gated channel activity; monoatomic ion channel activity. The coding region runs from base 60 to 2513 and encodes 817 amino acids. Gene Ontology annotation, cellular component: endosome membrane; lysosomal membrane. Lineage: Eukaryota; Metazoa; Chordata; Chondrichthyes; Orectolobiformes; Stegostomatidae.
ACUCCCAGCGUCGUUCUUCGGCGGCGGCGACAGUUUGGGGUGUGGGGGUAUACCGGACGAUGGCGGUGACGCUGCCUGUCGACGAUGAUGUCCCUUUAAUCUUGACAGACGACAGCACGGGGAUCAGUGCCGACCCAGACAGAGAGGAAAUCCCCAACGAAAAUGGAGGAGGAUAUGACAUUAUCAAUACUGAAGUGAUUGCAACACCAGAUGUUCGAGAGUACAGAGUGAGCUAUGGUUCUUUGAAACAAAUCUGGGAGAUGAAUUAUCAGGAAGCUGCAAUCUACUUACAGGAGGGAGAAAAUAAUGACAAGUUCUUCACACAUCCAAAAGAUCAAAAAGCCCUUGCAGCCUACCUCUUUGUGCACAAUCACAUAUUCUAUGUGAUGGAGCUGAUUUCUGGAGUGCUGUUGCUGAUACUCUCCUUAUGUGAAGCUCCAGCUGUUCCCUCGCUCCGUCUCGACAUUUAUGUGCAUGCCACACUGGAGUUGUUCGCACUUGUCACAGUGGUGUUUGAACUUGGUAUGAAGAUGAGGUGGUUGGGCUUUCAAACCUUUAUUAGACACAAAAGAACAAUGUUGAAAAGUGCAGUUUUGUUUGUCCAGUUUAUAGAAGUUAUUGUGGUAUUAAUCAGGCAAACCUCACACGUCCGGGUAACUCGAGCGUUGCGGCCAAUCUUUCUGGUAGACUGCAGAUAUUGUGGAGCAGUGAGAAGAAAUUUGCGUCAGAUUUUCCAGUCUCUCCCUCCUUUUAUUGACAUUUUAUCGUUACUACUUUUCUUCAUGGUCAUUUUUGCCAUCCUGGGAUUUUAUUUGUUUUCUGCCAAUCCAUUGGACCCAUAUUUUAGCACUCCGGAAGACAGUCUUGUCAGUUUGUUCGUUCUCCUAACUACAGCUAAUUUUCCAGAUGUGAUGAUGCCAGCUUAUUCCAAAAAUCGUUGGUCCUGUGUAUUCUUCAUUGUGUAUUUAUCCAUUGAGCUCUACUUCAUCAUGAAUCUGCUUCUUGCCGUGGUGUUUGACACAUUUAAUGAUGUUGAAAAGAAGAAGUUUAAAUCACUGCUUUUACACAAACGAUUAGCAAUAGAACAUGCCUUCCGCCUUCUGGUCAGUAAAAGGAGGCCUAAUGGUAUUUCCUUCAAACAGUUUGACGGCUUAAUGAGGUUCUACUCUCCAAGAAUGAAUGCAAGAAAUAAAUAUCUCGUCUUCAAAGCACUGAAGAAAGGCAAUGCAGAGUUUCUUGGAAUAGAAGAUUUUUACAACUUCUAUGAAGUUGCUGGAUUAAAAUGGAAAGCAAAAAGAAGUGGAGACUAUUGGUUUUAUGAUCUUCCACACACUCCAUUUCUUAUAUUUAAAGGAAUUAAUAUCCUUGUGAAGUCCAAAGCAUUCCAGUAUGCCAUGUAUAUUGUUAUUGCUGUAAAUGGAAUUUGGAUACUGGCUGACACGCUCAUGAUCAAAGAUGGUGCCUUUUUCCUCCGGAUUGUACCCUGGAGUUACAUUGUAUUUCUCACAAUUUACGGGGUAGAAAUGUUAUUGAAAAUCACUGGGCUGGGACCAUCUGAAUACUUCACAUCUGGCUGGAAUCUGUUUGAUUUCUUGGUCACCGUAUUUGCAUUUGUUGGAAUUGUGGUCUUAGCUUUUGAUAUGGAGCCAUUCUAUUUCAUAGUCAUCUUGAGGCCACUUCAGCUGCUAAGAUUGUUUAAGAUUAAACGGAGAUACAGAGAUGUUCUGGACACAAUGUUUGAAUUACUUCCCAGAAUGGCAAGCUUAGGGUUGACACUCAUGAUUUUCUACUACUCGUUUGCAAUUGUGGGAAUGGAGUUUUUUGGUGAUGUUCUCUAUCCUAACUGCUGCAAUAAUAGCAUGGUAGCAGAUUUCUAUCGCUGGGAAAAUCGGACCAUUGGUGUCAGAACUGUGAUACAGGGAUACUACUCUCUCAAUAACUUCAAUAACAUCCUUAACAGUUUUGUAACAUUGUUUGAGUUGACUGUUGUAAACAAUUGGUAUAUAACUAUGGAAGGUGUGGUAUCUCAGACUACAAGCUGGAGUCGCAUUUACUUUAUGACUUUCUAUAUUGUAACUAUGGUUGUACUGACUAUUAUUGUUGCCUUUAUUUUGGAUGCAUUUCUGUUCCGCAUGAACUACAGUAGAAAAAGUAAAGAUGAGGGAGAUGAGAAUGGAAUUGUUUUUGAGACUGAGGUAGACAAAGAUGAAAUUGAUAGACUUCUUGAGUUUAACAAACAGAAUGGUUCUCCAUCUUCUGAGAUCUCUGGACUUUUCAAAUUGUCAUCCAGAAUGGCGAGCAAUGAUCAGAUUAAAAUGGUUUUCAUUGGCAGAAGAUUAAGAACUAAAAGUGAUCUAAGCAUUAAAAUGUAUGAAGAGGAAAUUCAGGAAUGGUUUGCAGAGCAUGCCCGGGUAAACCGAAUACAGCAUGAUCAACCACUUGAAUGUAUCUUGAACUCAAGCACUCACCUGCCUUCUACAGAACUGCGACAGCGAUCACAGACUGUAACUUAGGAAUAUAACAUACAAAUCCACUAUGCAAUAAUUAUUCAGUGUUCCUAUAUAUUUUGUGAUUUGCACAUAUGCACUUGGAGAUGUUUCGCCAGUUAAGAACUACUGUGUUGGCAGAAUCCUGGCAAGGGCUAGAACAGUGAAAGAUAGUGCCCAUUUUAUUGAGACAUUUUAUGAUAACUUUUAUCUGUGAUAAGUUAUCUGUAACAUAGUAAGUCUUCUAAUUGUAUUUGUAAAAUAUGUCAGCAUUAUUUUAGAUUUAUUUCAUUCUUAGCUUUUUUACAGCACUUUCAUUUGAUACCUGGCUCGCACAAGUGCUGUCUGGAUAGCUACUGUCCAAACUUUAAUAUAAUAUCUAUCCAUUCGGCACUUUAAUUAUUUGUAGUAAAUCAGUUCUCAUUGUUUGAGUCUAUUCAUAAAAUGUAAUGUUCUUGUAAGAAGCACCGUCUCCUGCUUGACAAAAUCCUGUUCCCAAGGUUAUUUCUAUUUGUAAGCCAUAGUGUUAAAUGCAGGGAGACAAGUGAAAGUAUUAAUGGAACAUUAGCAUGGUAAUGUAAUGAUUUCAGAUAGAGUCACCGAUACACUUGGGAAAUUAGACUAAAAAUUCAAUUCCUGCUGUUUUCCACUGGAAACUUAAUGGUCUUGAUACUAAGUUUACUUUUAACUACUGCAUGCAUCUCCUGGCUUAGGGUGCGUAUAUGUUAUUUAAAAUGCGUCCUCAAAUUAUGAUGCUUCUCUGAUUGGAGUAGGCCAUGUUAUUUGCUGAAUUCUGAGCAGUACCAAACUUAAUAUUUGUUUCUUCUUCAGAGAGGCUUGAUAUCAGAUCGGGCUGAGGCAUGGUGACCCUCAGGUUAAACCAUCUCCUGUUAUCUCUCUAAUGAGGGAGCUCAUCUAUUGUCGUCUGGUACUUUGCCGACUUUACUUUUUGUAUAUCUAUCACCCCAAGAUUCUUAUUUUACAUGUAUAAAAAGUAAUGCUUUCUUGAACAUGCUGUAUUUUAGUGAAACUGAAGAUUCUACUGAUGUAAUGGUUUUAUGGACAGGGUGCCAUUUCAAGUUAUCAAAGUGAGUGAGAUAUAACAUGUAUUAGUUACCUAGUGUUUGAGUGCUGUGAGACAAGGACCUGAAUCUUCAUCUUCAACGUGCGAAUCAUAAGUCACAUCAUCCCUAACCUUACUAUUUCAUAUCUUGCCUAAGUUACCAAUAUGCCACCUCCCAAAACAGGCAGAUCCUGAGGCAAGAGGUUUAGAAGAAACCUACUUGCAGUUUCUGGAGACAUCUGUCCAAUUAAAUAGAUGAGAGAGCCUUCUGGCACUCACUCCCUUUCCAUUAAAUUCAUGCCCCUCCAUGCCCACUAUGUCCACCCACCCACCGCUAUAUAUCCUCACCACAUAAACCCAUUUCAUAAUCUCCAAACCCACUCAUCCAGUAAUCACUAUGUGCAGAACUCGAGCCCUUUAAUAAAAUAGGGAUGUAUUUGCAGUGCUCAUAAAGCUGUCAAAAAAUCUCUGCUUGACAGUUGUCUCAACAGCCCUACUGAGCUGAAGCUAUUAACGUGGUUUGGAGCUCAGCCAAGUAUUCAUUAUGACAAGCCAUUGAAAAUCUGUAAAAUAAAUUCUAAGGUUGAACAUGUUAGAACUCGUACAGCUAUUGAAAGUGCUUAAUCAUCUGUUCAGCCUUUGAAGUUGAGGAGCAGAUGUCUAAGUUUUCAAUCAGAAAGCUUGUGCUUCUGUACCUGCUUAAAGGCGCAGAUAUACUAAUGAUGAGUCAAAGGAGCCUAAGCAUCUGCUCAACCUUAAAAGCAUGGAAACAGAUGUCUGUACAUUUGGUUAAUUAAACAAUUAAAUCACAUUAGACCAUUUGGACAGUCAGAUCUGAUUGUCAGUAUUGCAAAGUGGAAAAGAGCACUUUAUCCACAGCAUCAUGAACUCUAAUGUAUAGAACAUAGAACAUUACAGCACAGUACAGGCCCUUCGGCCCUCGAUGUUGUGCCGACCUGUCAUACCGAUCUCAAGCCCAUCUAACCUACACUAUUCCAUUUACGUCCAUAUGCUUAUCCAAUGACGCCUUAAAUGUACCUAAAGUUGGCGAAUCUACUACCGUUGCAGCAAAGUGUUCCAUUCCCUUACUACUCUCCGAGUAAAGGAACUACCUCUGACAUUUGUCCUAUAUCUUUCACCCCUCAAUUUAAAGCUAUGCCCCCUCGUGCUCGCCGUCACCAUCCUAGGAAAAAGGUUCUCCCUAUCCAACAGCAAUGGACCCAACACCGACCCUUGCAGUACACCACUAGUAACUGGUCUCCAGGAUGAACAUUUCCCAUCAACUACCACCCUCUGUCUUCUUUCAGCAAGCCAAUUUCUGAUCCAAACUGCUAUAUCUCCCACAAUCCCAUUCCUCCGCAUUUUGUACAUUUUAAGGUGGAUCUAGAUAGAUUCUUGGCUAACAAAGGAGUCUAAGGUCAUCUCUAGUAUUGAGGAAUAUGAAGUUGAUGCCAAUAUAGUACAGCUAUGUAUCUGAGGACUUUUCUACUUUCACAGCAAUGGUCAAUUUAAUGGUCACUUACCUUUUAAAAUAUUAAACUUCUAGUAUUGCAUUA